Molecule: messenger RNA, 3515 nt
Organism: Protopterus annectens (West African lungfish)
Lineage: Eukaryota; Metazoa; Chordata; Ceratodontiformes; Protopteridae
Product: zinc finger protein 345-like
Exons: 4
Coding region: 452-2833 (793 amino acids)
Biological process (GO): regulation of transcription by RNA polymerase II
Cellular component (GO): nucleus
Molecular function (GO): DNA-binding transcription factor activity, RNA polymerase II-specific; RNA polymerase II transcription regulatory region sequence-specific DNA binding
Source: RefSeq, a predicted model, not a curated record
CAUGGCCUAGUGACAGACAGGAAGUCUGAAUUAAUUCUCUCGGCAGAGCUGCUUUUAUUUCAAAUGAAAAGUGUGUGAACUGCAGUUAUUUUUCAGGUUUGUAGGUUUGCCACUGUAGCUUUAUUUUGGCCCGUAUAUCGCUGCAUUGUGUGGUUUCACUCUGUGAGGAGGUGGUGCUGCAGUCUGAACCAAAAGGUAAUGCCAAAUUCACAGAGGGCUAAGGAGAAAACUGGCUGUUGUGGACAGAUUUCCUUUGUUGAUGCUGACUCCAAAGAACAGCACUAGCUUCAGCUUCUGAUCUUCGAAGUGUAAACAGGAAGGUUGCAGGCAUUUGUCAGCCACAAAUGUUCACUUGCAUCGUAACUGGACAGCAGUAGUAAGAGGAUGUAUCACCAAUGAGAAACAGUUGCCAAAGCUUCCUGAUGUAGAUAGGAAAAUCCUCCAAUGUGACAUGGAAAAGAAAGAGGCUGAAGAACAGAGAGAGUUUGUUAAAAAAAUGACUGAAAAACAGAAUGAUGUUCUUCAGAGAAAGGAUGAAGAACAGAAAAGCACUCUUCAGAAAGAAGAUCAAGAACAUAAACAAACUGAAGAAACAAAACGGGGUCUUAAAGUAACUGAACAACUGAAAGAAGAUCUUCACAAAGAGGACACGGUGCAGAAUCUGAUUAAAAAUGAGAAGGAGUAUUGUGAAGAUGCUUCCAGGGGGAGUAGCACCAAUGGGAAGCAGUUACCAAAACUUUCUGAUGUAGAUAAGAAAGCUGACCAAGGUGUUGUGGAAAAGAAUGGGACUGAAGAAUUGAAGGAGCCCCUUCAAAGAGAAAAAGAGGCAGAGGAAAAUAAAAGGACUCUGCAGAAAGACGCACAAGAACAUAAACAGACUGAGAAACAGAAAAUGGCCCUUCUGAAAGUGAGAGAAGAACUGAAAGAAGCUCUUCAGAAAGUUGCUGCAGAACAGAGCAUGACUAAAAAGCCAGUGGAACAUCAUGAAGAUGUUAUGAAUGUUGACAGAAGGCCUGAGUGCGAUAACCUUGUGAAACAGGAGUCAUUAAGUGAUUUAAAAGACAAGGCUAACCCUCCUGUCACUGGACUGCAGAUUCAUGAAAGAGGGUAUACGAGUUCAAGCAACACAGAUAUGGAGAAAUGUAUGGGCUUAGAUUUAAGUCUGCUUCAUAAGAACAUGACACAUGAAUUUCCCAAAAAUGAUUGUGAAGGUGCCAAAUGUGACAAGGUUUUUGAAGCAUGUGGAGUCUCUAGGGAUACGCAGAUUCAAACAGAAGAGAAAGCAUAUGAUUGUGCUAAGAGUGAAGAGAGUUCUGGACAAAAUAAAUACAGUGCAAUACAUUGGCAGAUUAAUUUUAGAGAGAAAUAUUAUAAAUGCAUUAAAUGCGGCAAGAGAUUUUACCAGAAGCUUAAUCUUGUAUUGCAUCAGCAGAUUCAUUCCAGAGAAAGUCCAUACAGGUGUGGAGCAUGUGGAAAGACUUUCUGCCAUCGGUAUAAACUAAAAGAACACCAGCUGGUCCACUCCAGAGAAAGGCCACACAAGUGUGGUGAAUGUGGCAUGAGAUUUAACCUGAAGAACGCCUUACUGAAUCAUCGGCAAAUUCACUUAAUAGAAAAGCCUCUAGAAUGCACUAAAUGUAACAAGAUUUUUAAUGAUGCCUUCCGGCUAAAGGUGCAUCAGUACAUUCAUGCUGUAGAAAAGCCAUAUAAAUGCUCAGACUGUGACAAAACUUUUGGCUAUAAGUAUAGUUUAAUGGCUCAUCAACAGACUCAUUUUUUCACAACACUAAGUACUGAAGAGGACCUGAAAGUUAAAAAAACUGGGAAACCAGACCAAGAAAAAGAUUAUUCAUGUACUGUUUGCAGCAAGUCUUUUAGCAGAAAAUGCCAGUUAGUGAGGCACCAGCAAAUUCACAGCAAAGUAAAAAAGCGACUUUUUAUGUGUGCUAUGUGUGAUAAGACGUUCUGCUUCAGUAGUACCCUGACCAUGCACCAGCGGAUAUGCUAUGGAGAUGCUCCAUACAAAUGUGAUAUGUGCAACAAAUGUUUUAGUAUUAAGAGAGAACUAAGAAAACAUCGAUUAGGUCAUUCUGGACCUAAACCAUUUAAAUGUGAUAUAUGUGGUACGGGAUUUGGUCGGAAGAGUUCACUGAAAAUACAUCAGCAGUUUCACAGUGACAAACCAUACAGGUGCUACAGAUGUAACAUAGGUUUUGCUGAAAAGUCUGAACAGAAGUUACAUCAGCAAAUACAUUCUAAUGAGAAACCAUACAAGUGCACUAAAUGUGACAAAUGUUUUGCUUGGAAGAGCUACUUCAAAAUACAUCAGAGAAUUCAUUCUGGUGAAGGAAUGUUUAACUGUUCUGUUUGUAAUAGGAGUUUUGCCUGGAAAAGUGGCCUUCGGCAACACCAGCUUACUCAUUCAAGAAAUAAGCCAUUUAAUUGCGAUCAGUGCGAUAAGGCUUUCAGCAGCAAGAGUUGUUUGACAAGACACUCCCGUAUUCACACGGGGGAGAAACCAUUUGCAUGUACAGAAUGUAACAAGUCAUUUGCACAGAAAAGCAACUUAACAGCACAUCGGCGAAUACAUACGGGAGAAAGACCGUACAAAUGUGAGGAAUGUGAUAAGGGAUUUGCCCAGAAAAGUGGCCUUAAAAUUCAUCAACGUAUUCACAUGGCAGACCGACCAUUUAAAUGUGAUGAAUGCGAUGAAAGCUUUUGCCAAAAAAGACAGCUAAAAAUACAUCAACAGAUUCAUGCCCUGGGCAUUAAAAAGUUGGACCUUGAACCCUUAAGUACUGAUUAUGGAGAAUUGCCUGAAAAUGAUUUAUAAAUGUUUGGAAGAAGCUUGAUGCAUUAAUAUAAGAAAAGUGAAGAAAGGUAGAAGCAGUUGACAAACCGUACCAGUGUGGGAUUAAGAUAUACUAUAUGUUUUAAUGUUGUUUGAGGGCAUUGGGUAUAGUAAUGAACUUUAAAUUAUGACUGCAUUAUGUUAAUGAUAUUUAUAUUUUCUUAUGAAAAAUGGGAGACCAUGUUGAUGUCUCUGUGUGAGCUAAAGAACAUACUGUGAAAAAUAUUUGAUGACUAUUACUGUACUGAAAUUGCAAAACAUAGCUUAAAUUAAGAUUCAGGUUUGCUAUUACUCCAAUACUGAAAAACCAUGAACUUCUGAGCAAUAGAAUCGGAGAAAGAAUGAGUAAAACACUGGGGUGUAAAGACGCACCGUUGCAUUAGUGCUUAAGGAAGCAAGGCAAUCGAGCAGAGUCUUUCUCUACACUUAACAUGCUAGCAGCAUGCUGUCCCUUGGCAGACAUACAUUUGUUAGAGAGUAAAUAAAUGCCUGCAUAAAGAGUGCCAUCUUGGCUUCUGUACCAUCUCCCAAAAGUAUUGCCUUCACUAACUGCACUGCUGUAUGAUUUACUUCCUUUCUUUUUGUCUUUGAUCUUCUUAAAAAUGCACUGUACUUGUCCUUUGCCAGUCAGUCCAUUCAAAAACAUUAAAAUGUGUAGAUCUGU